This is a messenger RNA of Hyaloperonospora brassicae, 1800 nucleotides long. NCBI's taxonomy places the organism in Eukaryota, Oomycota, Peronosporomycetes, Peronosporales, Peronosporaceae. The record is from the annotation of a GenBank genome assembly.
AUGGCCAUCAAAGCUUUUCGCUGGUGGAACGCCGAGGAGCUGCCUGAGGGCAUCCAGUGGCGUACUUUGGAGCACAAUGGCGUCAUGUUUCCACCCCCGUACAAGCCUCACCAUGUACCACUGGUGUACAAUGGAAAAGAGAUCGAGCUAACGCCGAGUCAGGAAGAGGUUGCUGGGUUUUACGCGUCGAUUCCGCACGACGGGCCACAAUUGGGCAAUCCCAAGACUGCGAAGAUCUUCAACAAAAACUUCUUUACGGACUUCAAAAAGAUACUAGGCAAGCAGCAUGAAGUCAAGACAUUUGAAGGAUGUGACUUCUCCCGCAUUGCUGCGUACCUAGUGAAGCAGCGGGAAGAGAAGAAGAAUUUGACGAAAGAGGAAAAGCUGCCGGACAAGGAAAAGCGUGAGAUGGAGCUUUUUACCAAUGGCUUUGCUCUCGUGGACGGCCAUUUAGAGAAGGUAGGCAACUUUCGCAUCGAGCCACCCGGUCUAUUCCGCGGACGUGGUGAGCACCCAAAGACUGGUACAUUGAAAGAGCGUGUGAUGCCAGAAGAGGUGACAGUCAAUGUAGGCAUCUCGGACCGUGUUCCAAUCUGCAACAUGCCGGGCCACGCAUGGAAACAAGUGAUUCACCGUGAUACUGUUUCAUGGCUCGCCUACUGGAACGAGAACGUCAUGGGCGGUAUCAAGUAUGUGUUUUUUGCAGCUAGCUCGAGUUUCAAGGGCAAGUCGGACUUGGCCAAGUACGAGAAAGCUCGACGACUGCAGCAAUGUAUAAAGAAAAUUCGACGGGACUAUACAAAGGGCUUACGUGCCAAGGACAUGUUUACCAAGCAGCGCUCGACUGCUAUGUGGGUAAUCGAUGUUCUCGCGCUGCGUGUGGGAAACGAAAAGGGCGAAGAUGAGGCUGACACGGUGGGGUGCUGCAGUCUGCGUGUAGAGCACAUGUCCUUCAAUGAUGACAAUUGUGCUCUCACACUGUCGUUCCUUGGUAAAGAUUCGAUGCCCUACAACAACACUGUCGAGUUGGCGCAGUACGGCGACGUCGGCAGGCUGGUGUAUCAAAACUUGAAAAAGUUCUGCACCAAGAAAGGUAAAAACGAGGAAGUCUUUCACGAGCUAACGGUCACCGAGCUGAACAAGCAUCUGAGCUCACUAAUGCCUGGGCUUAGCGCGAAGGUCUUUCGUACAUUCAAUGCGUCGUUCACGCUGGAAAAAGAACUGCCUGGACCGUCAGGCCAGGAGCUGGACCCGCUAGGAAAGAUGGAAGUUGCGCCGAAGGUGGUGCUGUACAACGACGCGAACCGAAAGGUUGCUAUUCUGUGUAAUCACCAGCGCACUGCUCCAAAGUCGUUCGACACGACGUUGGACAAGAUGAAUGCGCAGCUUGGUCAGCUAAAGAAGCAGUUGAAGGAGCUGAAGCAGAUGCAAUUGAUGAUCUCGAAGGGCAACUCCAAGAGCAUAAAGCUGAAGAAAGAGACUACAUCCGACAAUAAAGAGGAAGACGCGUUGGCAAAAAAGGCCCAGGUCCACCUUUUUCAGCGAGCGCCCUCAGCUGACCAAGUUGCCAAGAAGAUUGAAAGCUGGAAAAAGAAGAUAAAGGCCUUGUCUCUGCGUCUUCAGGAUAAAACGGAUAACAAAGAGGUGGCACUGGGCACGUCCAAACUUAACUACAUGGACCCGCGCAUCACCGUCGCAUGGUGCAAAAGGAACGAAGUCCCGAUCUCAGCAGUGUUUUCCAAGACGCUGCGGGAGAAGUUCGUGUGGGCGAUGGACGUGGACCCCGACUGGAAGUUUUGA